Acanthosepion pharaonis is the source of this 1785-nucleotide messenger RNA. Lineage: Eukaryota; Metazoa; Mollusca; Cephalopoda; Sepiida; Sepiidae. The record is from the annotation of a GenBank genome assembly.
AUGCCAUUGAAUGGUAGAUUUAAAAAAAAAACCUUUGUGGCAGACAUAAAUUCUACCGCUGCCUCCUCUCCUUAUGCAUAUAGAGACUUUAUACGAAGAAAAUUUGUUCUUAUAAUCGGACACAUUUUUUCUUCCUUUUUUCAUUGUUUCAUAUUCUAUUUAUUACGCACAUUUUUUUCCUUUUCACUUCUUUUAUUUUAUAACCUUAUCCUUUUCUUUCUUUUACCUCUAUCUUUCUUUGCACUUUUUUCUUUUGUUCCUCUACUUUUCUUUCCUUUUUUUUUCUUUUUUUGUUCCUUUACAUUUCUUUCUUUCAACUUUCUUCUUUUGUUCCUCUACUUUUCUUUCCUUUCUUUUCUUCUUUUGUUCCUCUACUUUUCUUUCUUUUUUUUUCUUCUUUUGUUCCUUUACAUUUCUUUCUUUCUUUCAACUUUCUUCUUUUGUUCCUCUACUUUUCUUUCCUUUCUUUUCUUCUUUUGUUCCUCUACUUUUCUUUCUUUCCAAUUUCUUAUUUUAUUCCUCAACCUUUCUUUCUUUCUUUCUUUCUUUCCACUUUCUUCUUUUGUUCCUCUACUUUUCUUUCCUUUCUUUUCUUCUUUUGUUCCUCUACUUUUCUUUCUUUCCAAUUUCUUAUUUUAUUCCUCAACCUUUCUUUCUUUCUUUCUUUCUUUCUUUCUUUCCACUUUCUUCUUUUGUUCCUCUACUUUUCUUUCCUUUCUUUUCUUCUUUUGUUCCUCUACUUUUCUUUCUUUCCAAUUUCUUAUUUUAUUCCUCAACCUUUCUUUCUUUCUUUCUUUCCACUUUCUUCUUUUGUUCCUCUACUUUUCUUUCCUUUCUUUUCUUCUUUUGUUCCUCUACUUUUCUUUCUUUCCAAUUUCUUAUUUUAUUCCUCAACCUUUCUUUCUUUCUUUCUUUCCACUUUCUUCUUUUGUUCCUCUACUUUUCUUUCCUUUCUUUUUCUUCUUUUGUUCCUCUACUUUUCUUUUUUUUCCAAUUUCUUAUUUUAUUCCUCAACUUUCUUUCUUUUUUCUUUUUUUCCACUUUCUUUUCUUUUUUUUUUGUUCCUCUUACUUUUUUUCUUUCUUAUUUUAUUUUUCUUCUUUUUUUCCUUUCUUUCCACUUUUUUUUCCUCUACUUUUUUCUUUCUUUUCCAAUUUGUUUUUUUUAUUCCUCAACCUUUCUUUUUUUUUCUUUUUUUCCACUUUCUUCUUUGUUCCUCUACUUUUCUUUUCCUUUUUUUUUUCUUCUUUUGUUCCUCUACUUUUCUUUUCUUUCCAAUUUCUUAUUUUAUUCCUCAACCUUUCUUUCUUUCUUUUUCCACUUUCUUCUUUUGUUCCUCUACUUUUCUUUUCCUUUUUUUUCUUCUUUUGUUCCUCUACUUUUCUUUUCUUUUUUCCAAUUUCUUAUUUUAUUCCUCAACCUUUCUUUCUUUCUUUCUUUCUUUCUUUCCACUUUCUUCUUUUGUUCCUCAACCUUUCUGUCUGUCUUUCUUUCUUUUUUUUCUUUUGUUCCUCUCUUAUAUCACUGUUGCAUGACUCCCGUUUGCUCUUAAAUUUAUGUAUAUAUUUUAUUUUCUCUUUGUCACUCUCUCUUUUCCUCGUUACUAACGUUUCCUUCCUUUUUUUUAUUAUUUUUUUAAUUGAAUUUAUUUUACCUUCUUUUUUCUCUUUGUCACUCUCUCUUUUCCUCGUUACUAACAUUUCCUUCCUUUUUUAUUAUUUUUUUAAUUCAAUUUAUUUUACCUUCUUUUUUCUCUUUGUCACUCUCUCUUUUCCUCGUUACUAA